Molecule: messenger RNA, 966 nt
Organism: Rotaria sp. Silwood1
Lineage: Eukaryota; Metazoa; Rotifera; Eurotatoria; Philodinida; Philodinidae
Source: the annotation of a GenBank genome assembly
AUGAUUAAAGAUUCAAUAAAACUUUUGCAAAAACCUAUUAUAUGGCCUCGUGUUUCGUAUAAAAGAGUUUCACGACAACACCGUGACCAUGAACCACAAAAUAUUGUCAAUGAUUCCGGCAUUCGUCUUACUAUCAUUGAUGUAGAUAAAGAAUAUAACGUAAUUGAAUUUUUAGCUCAAAUGGAUUCACUGCGAUUACUUAUUGAUCAAAUCAGAGAACUUACAAAAGAAAUUAAAGAAAUUCAUAAAAGAAAACUCGAACCUCUGGCUGAUCCUAGACUUGGAGAAAAACUUGAUCAUGAAAUUGCUGUUAUAAAAAGAUUAGCAAGUGAUAUUGCACCAAAACUAAAAGUACUGGAACAAGUGCAUCAAGGUCAACAUGAAAACAAAGGAAGUGCUCAAUGGCGUAUAGCAGAAUUUCAAAUAUUUAAUAUAACUAGGGAGUUUCGUGAUGCUAUGAAUCAAUAUAAUCAAGAAUGUCUGGAUCAUCGAGAACGAUCCGGGCGUUUCGUGACUGAAGGAGAAAUUGAAGGAAUGCUUGAAUCUAAAAACCCAGCUGUAUGGACACAAGGCAUUAUGGUUGAAACAGCACAAGUUAAACAAUCGCUUACUGAUAUUCAAGCACGACAUGGUGAUAUUAUGAAAUUAGAAAAAAGUAUCAGAGAAAUACAUGAUAUGUUUAUUGAUAUGGCUGCAAUGGUUCAGACACAAGGUGAAAUGAUUGAUCGAAUUGAAUAUAAUGCUGCACAAUCAGAAAACUUUGUCGAAAGUGCAUGUAUAGAUACCAGAAAAGCUGUUAAAUUUCAAAGAACAGCUCGACGGAAAAAAAUUCUACUUAUUCUAUGUUUAAUUAUAACGGUCGUUAUUAUUCUCUUUAUACUUGUUAUUUAUUUUGUCGUAACGAAAAAGAAUUCCUCAAACAAUUCUGUAGCAACAAUUACAGCUGCACCUAUUGGACCAGGAUAG